Molecule: messenger RNA, 1746 nt
Organism: Peronospora matthiolae
Lineage: Eukaryota; Oomycota; Peronosporomycetes; Peronosporales; Peronosporaceae
Source: the annotation of a GenBank genome assembly
AUGCUGAUUUCCAGUGUCACCGCACUGACUGCGGUCUGUCUGGCCUUACCUUUGGCGAUCGUGUCCGCCAAGAAAGCUGACCUGAAUGGCUGGUACCCGUGUUCUGACACCACGUUUUCCGACGAGGGGAGCUCGACUGGCGCUAUUACGAAGUGCGCGAUCUACGGAGCCCCUUUGUGCUACCCCGGUAUCUGUGAGACCCCGCCAUCGGUGGACUCGACUGUCGAUAUCUUCGUCAAGCAGUUCCCAGCAACAUCUGAAGACCCCGCUACUGCAACGAACGUGUGGUUUGUCCAAGGUGGUCCAGGGUACUCGUCGACCUCAUUGGAAAUGAUCAUGGUAUCUAUACACGAUCUACUCGGAGGAAGAGCUAAUCUUUACACGAUGGACCAUCGGGGCACGGGCCGCAGCACACGUCUGGACUGUGUGUCAGCUCAAGUUACUACUACCGGCUCUCCUGCUGGCAGCGAGAUUGACCUGUCCGAAGUUGCUGCAUGUGCGCAGGAUCUCAAGUACAAGUACGGUGGUGACCUGUCUUCGUUUUCCACGACGUCGGCUGCCACGGACAUGGCGACGUUCAUCUCCGAGUAUACGAACGGCAAAAGCACUAUCGUCUACGGCGUCAGUUACGGAACGGCGCUGGUAGAACGUCUGAUGCACUUGAAGCCUCCGACAGUGAUCGGCUAUGUCAUGGACAGUGUUUCCACGACCUCUGCCGCGGCGAAGGACAAGUUCCCGUACGUUUCGGCGAUCGAUCUCGAUAUCGGGGAGGUGGGCGACGCAUUCCUUGAUCUGUGCAUGGACGACGACGAAUGCAGUCGCUACUUUAAGGCUGAGAGUUUGCCUACUUCCGUACGACAUCUGAUUGAGAAGUUCGACAAGGAACCGAACUCGACCUGCGCUCAGCUGGUAAGCACAAAAGGUGCCCCAACGGCUAACCCACCGUCGUUCGCACUCCGUGGUACUCUGGGCUGGAUGCUGGUUGAUCCGACAUGGCGAGCAUUUAUUCCACCGGUUGUCUACAGACUGACUCGCUGUACGAAAGGAGAUCGCGUCGUGUUGACGCAACUCCUCACAGGUCUCAAAACCGCCGCCGAGGCCGAGGACCAGGACAACGCGUACAUGUCGACAGUUCUGUACAAUCUGAUCAACUUCUCCGAAAUGUGGGAAAGGCCUGCACCUUCUUUUCAAUUGCUGAAGAAUCGAUUGACACGCGCGACAAUGUACGCCGGUCAAUACAUGGAGUUGUACAAGAUGAAUCAGUUGUACUGCGCUUUUUCCAAGGAGAAGUCUCGGACUUGUGACGGACUUAAACUGGACAACAAUGGCUCAAGUGCCAUCAUCUACGAGCGCGACCGAUAUUGGAACAAGACUUCAGUCAUUCCAAGGCAUGCCAGUGUGUUGCUGCUGAGUAGCAAACUGGAUGCUCAGACUCCUUGCAAGCACGCUGAGGCUCUGUUCGAAGGGCUGGUGGGUUCCAACAAAGAACUAAUUACUUUCGAGUACGCUACUCAUGGCGCCAUCACAUCAACUCCGCUUGGCGAGUCUGGAGGAUUAUGCGGAAUGAAUUUGGUGGUGUCUUACGUCAAAAAUGGUGGAAACCUUGACCGCCUUGACAAGUCGUGCUUGGACAAGAUGCCAGCGCUGAAUCUGACGAUACCAACAGACGUUCGAACGGAAUACUUGGGUACGCAGGAUGUGUACGACGGCAAAACGACAAGAGCUGGAACCUCUCGUUUAACGUAG